CUUCACUAUGAGGGGAAUCAUACUUGCACUAGCGCUCACCCUCGUAGGUAGCCAGAAGUUUGACAUUGACCCUGGAUUCGGCAGCAGAAAGAGCUACAUGUACAGCUAUGAAGGCUGGGUGUUGAACGGGCUUCAAGAGAAAAGUUUAGCCAAAGUCGGCGUGCGCUUGAGCAGCAAACUAGAGAUCAGUGGGCUGUCAGAGAACACUUACCUCCUCAAGAUCCGCUCUCCACAAUUUGACGAGUACAAUGGCAUCUGGCCCAGUGACCCAUUUACUCGAUCUUCCAAAAUCACCCAGAUGGUUUCUUCGUGUUUCACCCGGCCCUUCAAGUUUGAAUACAGUAGUGGACGGAUUGGAAAUAUUUAUGGCCCAGAAGACUGCCCCAACAUGUGUAUUAACAUAGUGAGAGGAAUACUGAACAUGAUGCAGAUAACCAUUAAAAAGUCACAGAAUGUGUAUGAAUUGCAAGAGGCUGGAAUCGGUGGUGUUUGCCAUACAAGGUAUGUCAUCCAGGAAGACAGGAAGAACAGCCGAGUCUCUGUUACCAAAACUGUAGACCAAAAUAAUUGCCAGGAAAAAGUGAUGAAGAGUGUCGGAAUGGCUUACAUCUAUCCUUGUCCUGUUGACAUGAUGAAGGGAAGGCUCAUAAAAGGGACUGCAGCUUUCUCCUACAAACUGAAGCAGUCAGACAGCGGUACCCUGAUCACAGAAGUGGUGUCGCAGCAAGUGUAUCAGAUCUCACCACUCAGUGAACCUACCGGUGUUGCCGUCAUGGAAGCAAGACAACAGCUCACCUUGCUUGAAGUAAGGAGCGAACGGGGGAGCGCCCCAGACAUUUCCAUGCAGAGCUACGGAAGCCUUCCUUACCAGUUCCCAUCAGUAUUGCCACAGAUGCCACUGCAGCUAAUCAAGACGAAAAACCCCGAGCAAAGGAUAAUAGAAACACUGCAACACAUAGUCCUGAAUAACCAACAAGAUUUCCACGACGACGUUCCAUACCGAUUCUUGGAGCUCGUCCAGCUCUGCCGGAUGGCAAGCGCUGAUACUCUUGAGUCCAUCUGGAGACAAUUUUCAGAUAAACCCCGCUACAGGCGAUGGCUGCUGAGUGCAGUUUCUGCAACAGGCACUACAGAAGCACUCAAAUUCAUUAAGGCCAGAAUUCGCAAUGAUGACGUUAACUACCUUCAGACUCUUCUAAGUGUUUCUUUUGCUCUUCAUUUAAUGAAAGCUGAUGAAGACACUGUUCCAAUAGCAGCAGAUUUAAUCACCAGUUCUCGAAUUCAGAAAAGUCCCAUGCUUCAGCAAGUUGCCUGCUUGGGAUACAGUUCUGUGGUCAAUAGAUACUGUUCUCAGACCUCAGCUUGUCCAAAAGAAGCUCUUCAGCCCAUCCAUGACCUGGCAGAUGAAGCGAUCAGCAGGGGCCGUGAAGACAAAAUGAAAUUAGCUCUGAAGUGCAUUGGUAACAUGGGAGAGCCAGCCAGCAUCAAGCGCAUCCUGAAGUUCCUUCCCAUAUCUUCAUCCAGUGCUUCUGAUAUCCCCACCCACAUUCAGAUUGAUGCCAUAAUGGCCUUGAGAAAAAUAGCUUGGAAGGACCCCAAAACAGUGCAGGGAUAUCUCAUUCAGAUCCUUGCAGACCCGUCGCUUCCCCCCGAAGUGCGGAUGAUGGCUUGUGCCGUUAUCUUUGAGACAAGGCCCGCCCUUCCUUUAAUAACAACCAUAGCUAAUGUGGCAAUGAAGGAGAGCAAUUUGCAGGUGGCCAGUUUCGUGUAUUCCCACAUGAAGGCUUUGUCGAAGAGCAGUUUGCCGUACAUGUACAACAUAUCUUCGGCUUGCAAUAUUGCCCUUAAGCUGCUGGCCCCCAAAUUGGACAGGCUGAGCUACCGGUAUAGUAAGGUCAUGCGUGUUGGUGGUUACUUUGAUAACUAUAAAGUUGGUGCUGCUGGAGAUGUCUUUGUUAUGAACAGCCCAGGAACAAUGUUCCCGUCAGCAAUAAUUUCCAAGCUGAUGGCAUAUUCUGCAGGAUCAGUGGCUGAUUUGGUGGAGGUUGGUGUCCGCGUGGAAGGCCUCACAGACGUCAUCAUGAAACGAAAUAUCCCAUUUGCUGAAUAUCCCACGUACAAAAAGAUAAAGGAGAUUGGAAAAGCUCUGCUGGGAUGGAAGGAGCUGCCAACGGAAACCCCCUUGAUAUCAGCCUACUUCAAACUAUUUGGCCAAGAGCUGGCCUACGUCAACAUCAAUAAGGAAGUCCUGCAUCAGGCUAUCAAGACUGUGCUAGAACCUGCUGACAGGAACGCAGCGAUGAAGAGAGUUGUCAGCCAAAUCCGCAAUGGCAUUGCAGGACAAUGGACACAGCCGGUGUGGCUGGGAGAGCUGCGAUACAUCGUUCCUACCUGCACCGGUCUGCCGCUGGAGUACGGGUCAUACACGACUGCUCUGGCACGUGCAGCAGUCAACGUUGAUGGAAAGAUGACCCCUCCUUUAACUGGAGAUUUUAGACCUUCCCAGUUCCUUGAAUCCACCAUGCAGAUUCGGUCUGACAUAAACCCAAGCUUAUACGUGCAUACAGUCGCAACAAUGGGUGUCAACACAGAAUACUUUCAACAUGCUGUUGAAAUUCAAGGCAAGGUCCUGACAAGAGUGCCAAUGAAGUUUGAUGCCAAGAUAGACAUGAAACUGAAAAAUAUUAAGAUUGAAACAAAUCCAUGCCAGGAGGAAACUGAGAUAGUGGUUGGAAGACAUAAGGCUUUUGCUGUAUCAAGAAAUAUAGGAGAACUAGGGGUGGAAAAGAGAACCUCAAUUCUCCCAGGAGGUGCUUCAUCAAAUAUUGUGGAAGAACCUUUCAAACCAUCAGAGAGAGCUUCCAGUGAAGAUUUCACAACGCAAGGAGCUGACAGCAUGCCAAGGAAACACGCCUAUAGCUCUCAAGAGGAUCUUCGCUAUGGCACAGGAAGAAAAACUCAUAAACGAGACAUUUGCGUCAAACUGCAUCAUCUUGGUUGUCAGCUCUGCUUUUCCAGAAGGUCACGAGAUGCCAGUUUCCUAAAAAAUACGUAUUUGCACAGAUUAAUCGGAGAACACGAAGCUAAAAUAGUCUUGAUUCCAGUUCAAACAGAUGCUGAUAUUGACAAAAUUCAGCUGGAGAUUCAAGCAGGAUCCAGAGCAGCUUCCAAAAUAAUUCAUGUAGUAAAUUCGGAGUCUGAGGAAGAGGAUGAGUCAUCUCCAUAUGAGGACAUUCAAGCUAAACUGAAGAAGAUUCUAGGCAUUGAAAAUGUGUUCAAGGUUGCAAAUAAAACACGACACCAGAAGAAGCAGCCUUCUAAGAAAGGAAACACUGUGCUACCAGAGCUUGGGGCAGACGCCAAUGCAAAAAAUCCCUCCAGCUCAUCUUCUGCCUCCUCAGCUGUCUCCUCUUCUUCCUCAUCAUCUGCUGCUUCUCCUGAUCAUAAAAAGGCUGUGGAUGAAGAUGAGAAUGAUCAAGUAAAGCAAGCGAGAAACAAAGAUGCAAGCAGCAAGAGCAGCAGCAGUAGCAGUAGCGGCAGUAGUAGCAGUAGCGGCAGGAGCAGCAGUAGCAGCAGCAGGAGCAGCAGUAGCAGCAGCAAGAGCAGUAGUAGCAGCAGCAAGAGCAGCAGUAGCAGCAGCAAGAGCAGUAGUAGCAGCAGCAAAAGCAGUAGUAGCAGCAGCAAAAGCAGUAGUAGCAGCAGCAGUAGCAAACGUAGCAGUAGCAGCAGCAGCAGUAGCAAAGGUAGCAGUAGUAGCAGCAGCAAGAGCAGCAGUAGGAGCAGCAGAAGCAAAGAUAGCAGCAGUAGGAGCAGCAGCAGCAGGAAGUCAUUGAGUCACCAUAGCCAUGGGCAUCAUUCAGGACAUCUGGAAGGUGAAAGCAGCAGCAGCAGCAGCAGCAGCAGCACAUAUUCCAAAAUAUGGGGUGAUCAUGAGAUUUAUCAGUAUCGCUUUAGAUCAGCACAUAGACAAGAGUUCCCCAAAAGGAAACUCCCAGCUGACCAACUUAGCAGCACGUACUCCUCUACCAGAUCCAGUCAUGCCUCAUCUCGAGCUGCUUCCCGGCCUAAGUUUUUGGGAGAUGUCAAAACACCAGUAUUAGCUGUUUUUCUUCAUGGCAUUCGUAACAAUAAGAAGAUAGGAGGCCUCCAGCUUGUGGUAUAUGCUGAUAUUGACUCCAUCAGGCCCCGGGUGCAGGUAUUUGUGUCAAACCUCACAGAUUCAAGCAAGUGGAAGCUCUGUGCUGAUGCUUCGGUCCUCAAUGCUCACAAGGCAGCGGCUUACCUGAAGUGGGGCAGGAAUUGCCAGGACUACAAGAUUUCGGCUGAGCUGGUAACUGGGCGGUUUGCUGCCCACCCGGCUGUACAAGUGAAACUGGAGUGGCCUAAAGUUCCUUCAAGUGUCAGAUCCAUAGCAGAAUGGUUUUACAAGUUUGUCCCUGGAGCUGCGUUUAUGCUGGGGUUAUCUGAAAAAAUGGACAAGAAUCCUUCUCGACAAGCCAGGGUGAUAGUGGCUCUAACUUCUCCAAGGACAUGUGACAUUGUUAUCAAGCUUCCUGAUAUGAUCCUCUAUGAAAAAGCCAUGAGGCUUCCCCUGUCACUCCCUGUAGGUCCGAGGAUACCAGCUUCAGAGCUGCAGCCUCCCAUCUGGAAUGUCUUUGCUGAAGCCCCUUCUGCAGUGCUCGAGAAUUUGAAAGCUCGCUGCUCAGUUUCCCACAACAAGAUCACAACCUUUAAUGACGUUCAGUUUAACUACACAAUGCCGGCAAACUGUUACCACAUCUUGGCUCAGGAUUGCAGCUCUGACCUUAAGUUCCUGGUGAUGAUGAGGAAUGCUGAAGAAGCUAUGAACCUGAAAGCAAUCAACAUCAAGCUUGGCAGUCAUGAAAUUGAUAUGCGUCCUGUGAACGGACAGGUGAAACUGCUGGUAGAUGGGGCUGAAAGCCCCACGACGAAUGUUUCAUACAUGUCUUCUGGUGCUUCUCUGUGGAUUCACAGUGAAAAGCAAGGACUUGUACUUGUUGCCCCAGCCUAUGGCAUUGAUAAACUGUACUUUGACGGAUACACAUUCAGGAUUCAAGUUGCCUUAUGGAUGGCGGGGAAAAUGUGUGGAAUUUGUGGAAAAUAUGAUGCAGAAUGUGAACAGGAAUAUCGGAUGCCCAAUGGAUAUCUAGCUAAAGAUGCAGUGAGCUUUGGGCAUUCUUGGAUUUUGGAAGAAAAGCCUUGUACAGGAGCCUGCAAACUGCGACGCUCCCUUGUGAAGCUUGAGAAGACAGUUCAGCUUGCGGGUGUAGAGUCCAAGUGCUAUUCUACAGAGCCCGUGCUGCGCUGUGUGAAAGGAUGCUCCGCCACCAAGACUACUCCAGUCACUGUUGGUUUCCACUGUCUCCCAGCUGAUUCGGCUACCAGCCUGAUAGACAAACAGACAAAGUUCGACCAGAAGUCAGAGGAUAUGCAGGACACUGUCGAUGCACACAUAGCAUGUUCAUGUGAGAACGAAGACUGCAGUGCAUGAAGCUGUACUUUGCAGCAUGGGAGAAAAGAGAAACACUUGAAUGUUUUUAUUAUGUGGUGUAAGAAAACUCAUCUUAAGGCAUAAUAGUGGUACUAAAUUAAGUGUUUAAGGCCGUGUGGAAUCUUCCAGAGUAAUUUAAAGUAUUAAACUUUAUUAUUGUAGAAACUGUUACGAUUGUCCAUAAAUAUCUGAUUUCAUAAUAAAUCCAUGCA
Molecule: messenger RNA, 5724 nt
Organism: Charadrius vociferus (killdeer)
Lineage: Eukaryota; Metazoa; Chordata; Aves; Charadriiformes; Charadriidae
Product: vitellogenin-2-like
Exons: 35
Coding region: 8-5512 (1834 amino acids)
Biological process (GO): lipid transport
Molecular function (GO): lipid carrier activity
Source: RefSeq, a predicted model, not a curated record